AUGCCACGAGGGGUCGCGGUGGCGUCCAUCGCCAGGCUCCCUAGCUCAACCGACGACCCUUCGGGAUCGACGGCCGAUCGUCAUGAGCCUGUCGAGGACUGGGGCUCCACUCGAGGCGCCGAUGGCGCCGGCAAGUAUGAAUGGGCGGUGAUCUCUGGCGGCCAGCCCUCGGAUGCCUACGAGGACGGCUGCACGACGGGGAGCGGAUACUUCAACUCCGGCUUGUGGAUCUUUUCUCGCGAGCCUGCGGCCGCCGAGCUGGGGUUUACGCUCUCGCAGCUGAAGGACGUGCAGCAGGCCGGUUGCACCUACACCGGGGCUAUCAUCAAGUGA
This is a messenger RNA of Emiliania huxleyi CCMP1516, 333 nucleotides long. RefSeq lists its product as hypothetical. Lineage: Eukaryota; Haptophyta; Isochrysidales; Noelaerhabdaceae. The transcript has 4 exons. The coding region runs from base 1 to 333 and encodes 110 amino acids. The record is from RefSeq and is a predicted model, not a curated record.